Molecule: messenger RNA, 3816 nt
Organism: Closterium sp. Yama58-4
Lineage: Eukaryota; Viridiplantae; Streptophyta; Zygnematophyceae; Desmidiales; Closteriaceae
Source: the annotation of a GenBank genome assembly
AUGGCUUCCUGCGGCCUGAUUUCCGCUUCCCUUCGCGUCGCUCCGUCCCUUGCUCCCGCGACUGGUCUUUCCUCGGCUUCACGACCCUCACUCGAGAGCCAAUCAGUAUGCGCGAGCAAAUCCGUGAUCCGCGUUCGCAAUAGCCUGAAUGAGGAAUCUCCCGUUGCCAAGAUGGCGGUCCCUGCGUGUUCAGCCGUGCUUGCCGCUCUCCUCGCCAUGCCUCUCUCCCCAGCGGCCGCGUCAGCAGCGGGAAUCAACGCCGUCGCCGUUCUGAAGGGAAGCUCCGGGGUUUCCGGGAUUGUCACAUUCUCGCAGGAAGGAUCAGGCCCCACGGAAGUGAGCGCCUCCGUGGCCGGGCUGACCCCUGGCCUGCACGGCUUCCACGUGCACAAGCUGGGGGACCUCUCCAACGGCUGCAUGUCCACUGGCCCUCACUUCAAUCCGGCGGGCAAGACUCAUGGAGCACCAGGGGAUGCAGAGCGGCACGCAGGCGACCUCGGAAACCUGGUGGCGAAUGAGUCGGGCGUGGCGACUGUGUCUCUGACUGACCUCCAGAUCCCUCUCUCGGGCCCAAACUCUGUGCUUGGCCGUGCUGUUGUCGUACACGCUGAUGCAGACGACCUGGGCAAGGGUGGUGUUGAGCUGAGCAAGGCCACGGGCAAUGCUGGCGGCAGGGUGGCAUGUGGUGUAAUUGUGGAGGGUCAAAGCUCGAGCGUGCAAGGAAUGGACUACAUGCUAGCGGCCUACGCAGGAGACAACCCCUUCCUGUUGGGAUGGCAGGAAAGCUCGUUCACCAACUUCCCCGCGGCCUUCUGGAACGUCGCCGUCGGUCGGCCGUGUCCCGGCAACACCUCGGACCUGCCGUACGCGGGCGUCUCCUGCAAUGACCAGGGCUACGUCGUCUCCGUGGACCUGAGCUACCCGUCGUUCCCAGCGGGCGUGCCCAAGCUGCAGGGUGGCUUGGACUGGAACAUCUCGGGCGUGCUCUUUCUCGAGCGCCUCGACGUCUCCUACAACCUUCUUGAAGGCCCUCUGCCGCCGCAGCUGGGGCUGGCGCCGAGCCUAAGGUCGCUGAACCUGGAGGGCAAUCAGCUCAACGGCACGCUCGACGACAUGCUCUGCUAUCUCGACAAGCUCGAGUGCCUCCAUCUCGCGGACAACAACUUCACCGGCUCGCUUCCCUGGUGCUUCAAGCGCUUCCCCUGCCCCGACUUCGCGGGCAACCCACAUCUGAACACCACCGGAUGCUUGGAUGUGACGUACAAGAGCUGUCCCAACAACUACACGGCGGUCGCAACCGCACCACCGCCGGCGGCCACGGGGCUGGGAGUGGGCGCGGUCAUCGGAAUCGUCUUUGGCUCACUCGCGCUCUUCGCGCUGGGCGUGGCGCUCUUCUUCUACAUCCGCUUCAAGCAGGAGGAGAAGCGCAAGCGCGAGGAGGCGGAGAGGCUCGCGCAGGACAUUGAGACCCAAAUCUCCACCCGCCACUUUGGCACGCUGAGGCGGUUCUCAGUGGACGAGCUGUCCAAGGCCACCAACGGGUUUGACGACGACAACAUGCUGGGCGAGGGUGGGUUCAGCAAGGUGUACAAGGGCAAGCUGGAGGACGGCAAGUUCGUUGCCGUGAAGAGAAUCAAGGAGGAGAAAAAGUCGGGUGGAGAGCUCAUGUUCCUAUCCGAAGUGGAGCUGAUCAGCCGAGCCGUGCAUCGUAACGUGAUGCACUCGGAGGGCUUCUGUGUGGAGAAGGGCGAAUGCAUGCUCGUGCUGCCCUUCUACGCCAAUGGCUCCGUGGCCUCCCGCACUCAAGGCAAGGAGGGCAACCCCAUGGACUGGCACACGCGCAUGAAGGUAGCCCGCGGCGCCGCAGAAGGCAUCGCGUACAUGCACACCGACUGCAACCCCAAGCUCAUUCAUCGCGACAUCAAGGCCGCCAACGUGCUCCUCGACGAGAACGACGAGGCAGUGAUCGCCGAUUUCGGGCUGGCGAAGGAGAUGGACGUGCAUGAGAGCCAUGCAUCCACUGCUGUGAAGGGAACCAUCGGGCAUAUUGCGCCAGAGUACUUCGUGAGCGGGCAGUGCUCUGAGAAGACGGACGUGUAUGCCUUUGGGGUCUUCUUGCUGGAGCUCGUAUCGGGCAAGGACGUGUUUGAACUCACUCUGCCGCCCGAAGCAGAAGAGCUGCUGCUCAGGGACUGGGUGGCCAACAUGCUGCGUGAUGGCAAGAUCCCCGAAUUCGUGGACAACGACCUCACCCGAUUGGGCUACGACGAGGCUGACGUGGCAAAGAUGCUCCAGGUGGCGCUUCUCUGCAUGAAGCACGACGCGGUGGACCGCCCAACCAUGGAUGAGGUGGCAAAAAUGCUUUCCGGAAAGGCCCUGGCGGACAAGUGGGAGAAGUGGCAGGAGGAGGCAGCGAAAAUGUCAGGAGAAGAUGUUAUGGCGGUGGUUAACACGCCCGCUAUUUGGGAGAACACCACCACGGUCUCCAAUCCUCGUCAAGGGUCUUUCCUUCCACGGUCGCGCGUCAAUCUCCGUUCGUCUCCUUCCGCGGAAAAGAGCACUGCGGUCAGCAUCUCGCGAAGAAUGAGGCUCCUUCAGUCGCUAGAGAAGGGCUCGCGGUCUACGAUUGCGAUGGAUGUUACAGGUUUCGCCACGCGAAACAGUUCGGGAGUUCCAAACGACGUGAUCGAGUCUUGGGAACCCCAAGCGGAUCGUUACUUGCUUGCUCUGUGCUUCUACGGCCGUCUGUCCAAUCAGGAGGUCUGCAUGCGAAGCUACUUAAUCUUCGCGGCGCUUCUGAACCGCACGCUUUUGGUUCCGGAUCCGGGAUUCGCGCAUCACCACCAGACGUGGUACAGAUGGCGGUGGAGCCUGAUAUUCGACAUUCCGCACCUCCAUACGUGUCUGGCGGACGCGUACGGGAACAACACCGUGCUUACAGUGGAGGAGCUUGUAUCGAGGACGAAUCAGAAUGUGACUGUAGACCACAUUGCUUGUGUCAACGGGAGGUCCUGCAUGGACAAUAUUCAACUGUCCUUCGCUCAGCUUCCCAACGUCACACUGCCUGGCAAGCUAGAGCACACUUUGGAGUCCCUCCCCACGGGGAGCCUCGCCGAUUUCCUCUCUGCCUGUGCUCCCUACGCCAACACUCGCGUGCUCAGCCUUGGGAACAUCUACGGCUUUGAGUUAUACGGCAGGUCCGGGCAGAUGCUGCAUGCGACCAAGCCUCCAUUCCGAACCUCGUGCCUGGACCUCUGGGAGCCGCCGCCAGUGGUUCGGAGGUUCGUUUCGGGGUUUGUUGAUACUUUCCUGGGAGAUGACUAUGCGGCUGUGCAUAUGAGGAGAGGGGACUUUUCGCAUGCUUAUUUGAGGAAUGAGGAGAAGGAGCAGAGCAGGGACCCAGCUUUUCUGCCAAUCGCGUCCAUUGCACGCUACAUUAUAUCAAGGCUCAGCGGCCGUGGCAUUAGUAUUCUGUACCUUGCCACUGAUGCAAGCCUGACUGAAGUGCAAUUCCUGGAGAAGCUGCUGCUGGAGUUGGACUCGAAGGCUCCCUUUGUUGUAGAGCGGCUUCCCGAAUUUACCAAGGGAUCGUUGGAGUACAAAGAGUCAGACUGGGUGCGCGAUUUCGAAGACUUGGACGAGGAGGACAAUGGCAUCCUGAGGGCCCUCGCCGAGAAGCACAUUUGUGCAAAAGCGCGAUACUUUAUUGGUACACCCAAGUCCACGUUCUCAACUGAUAUAUUCAGAUUAAGAGAGGUUGAAGGGCGUUCAUCAGAAGUGGACUCUUGUUUCGGGGAAGCGGCAUGCCAUCCGUAA